AUGUGGGACUUCGUUUUGGCCUAUAUAGAUGAUGUCAACAUCUACUCCUCUAGUUUUGAAAAACACUUGAGCCAUAUGGACAUUGUUCUAAGUAAACUGCGCCAAGCGAAUCUAAAGUUAAACCCAGACAAGUGUUAUUUUGAACAAGACCAAAUAGAGUUCCUGGGACAUAAAAUUUCUGGCAAAGGUAUAACUCCAACUACAGCAAAAGUAGCCGCUGUGAGUAACUUUCCCAGACCCAAGAACCUUCGUGCAUUAAGAGGGUUUCUAGAUUUGGCUAGAUUCUAUCAUCGCUUCAUUAAUGAUUUCUUGAAUGAUGUUGAAUUUGUUUUGUACACAGACACAUUGCACUUUGCUCUUGAUGCUGUUUUGUCUCAGCCUGGUGAUAAUGGGCUUGAAGGUGUUGUGAAGUAUGCCAAAGUUUCACCAAUAUCUCCACAGAUUCCAAUUUACAAUAGUGACCAAUUAUACAGCUUUGACCUACCUCAACAAUAUGGCUAA
Molecule: messenger RNA, 501 nt
Organism: Cetraspora pellucida
Lineage: Eukaryota; Fungi; Glomeromycota; Glomeromycetes; Diversisporales; Gigasporaceae
Source: the annotation of a GenBank genome assembly